AUGAUAUUGUUUUCAUUAGAUCUUCUUUGCCGAUAUUUACUUGUAUUGGAACAUUUAAUUAUUGAUAAUGAUCAACAACAACAUAUUGGCACUCCAAAUAAUAAAAAACAAAAACAAUCUGUUCAAAAUUGUCAUAUUGAGUGGUAUAUGAAUGAACGUGAUGAAAUACUUUAUUUAUUUACCAAUUUUAUUAAACUUGAUCUUCGUCAAUUUUGGCAUGAAACUGAACGAUUAGAAGAUCAACAAAUUGGAAAUACAAUUGUGGAUGUAUGUUUAACAAUUAUUCGAAAUAAUCAAUUUUCAUCACGAGCAAGAACAGUGAAAGAUUAUUUAUCAUUUAUAUUAGCAUUAACUAUUGGGCUAUUUCGUAUUGAAGAAGAUUCUAGUAUGAAAAUAAUUCAAAUGUUACAAAUUCAAGAACAUACAGCAACGAUUUAUUCAGCUGCUAUUAUAUGUCAUGUAAAACAUUUUCGAACGGAUACUUUAUUAGAAAGAAUUAUCAAUGAUAUUUGUCAUAUUUGUUUAUCGCCUUCAAUUAUUCAGUCAUCUACAUCAAAUCAUUCAUGUCGUUCAAAUACUUCCCUAUCAAAUACUCAAACUGAAACAAAUAGUUCUCGUACAAUGGCAAAAUUACUUGAUGAAUUAUCAAUUCAUAUAUCCGAUCAUUUAAUAAUUUAUAUUAAUCGUUUACUUGAUUUAUUCGAUAGUGAUUGUUUACAAAUGCGUAAUUGUUUAUUAAAUGUUUGUGUAAAUAUAAUUCGAUAUUGUUCAUCAUUAUCUCAAUAUAAAGAAUUACGUGGUGAAUUAUUUCUUUUAAUAAUUGAUCAAUAUUUUCUUGAUUGUAAUGUUCAUGUACGAUCCCAUGCUAUUGGAUUAUGCAUGAAUUUAGUUGAAUCAAAAUUAAUUCCAAUUAAAUUUUAUUGUCACUUAACACAAGCAACUUUUGAAAGAAUGAAUGAUACAUCAUGUAUUGUAAGAAAACAUGCUGUACAACUAGCAACAAAAUUACUCAAAUUUAAUCCAUAUACGGAUCGGUUUCUUCCAAUUGAUGUUAUGCUUGAUGAAUAUAAUGCUGAAAUGAAUAAAUUAAUUCGAUUACAAAAAUUAUUAGGACAAACAUUGAAGAUAGAGGAUGUUCCAAAUAAUGUGAAUAUAAUAAAUGACAAUGAACAAGAGAAUGAUCUUGAUAAUCAACAUGUUUUAUUUGAACGUAUUGUUGAACAACAGCACCGUGUUUGUUCAAUGUAUUCAAUAGAUGAAUCAUUACCAUCAUUUGAACAAUACAAUGCUGAAAUGAGUAUAUUAAUACAAUUGCAAAGUAAACUUAAUAAUUGUUUACCGACGAAUUCCGAUAUUGAAAUUAUUGAUGAUGAAGAACCAAGUGAAAAAGCAACAAGAUUAUUUGAUAAUAUGGUUAAACAAUCAAAACUUGUAUCUUAUUUACAUAAUGCAACUGAUUUUUGUAAUCAUCUUCGAAGAUUUCUUGUUAAAGAUACUUUUUAUUUACUUAGUUCAAAAGUUACAAGUGAUGUUCUUGAAAUAAUUGAUUUUCUUGUUUUGUGGUCAACGUUUGAAAGUGAAUCAGCUGUAUAUAAAAAACUUGAACAACAUAUGUUUUCAUUAAUUUGGUCAAAUGAUAAAAAUAUUUCUAAUGCUGUUCUUAAUGCAUUUAAAAGAAUUUGUUUGAAAAUUGAUGAAGAUAAUACAGAUGAAAAAAUAUCAUCAAAACGAAUAAUUGAAAAAUUACUUGAUCAAAUCGAUUUAAAUAUAACAUUAACAUUUGAACAUAUACUUAAACAACUUCUUAGUGAAUCUACAUCAAUAACAGCAAAUAUAUUUUCUUUUAUUGAAGUUCUUCUUGAUUAUUAUUUGGAAUUAACAACACAUAAUUCAAAAAAACAUUUAUCUGAUGAUUUUUUAAAACAAAUUCAUCAACGUCAAUCAUCAUUUUUGCAAUUAAUAUCAUUUGUUAUUCCAUAUGAUAAAAAACAUCGUUUAUCAUCACAUUUCAAUACAAUUAUUCAGAAUUUUCUACGUAAAAUGGAUACAGAAAAUCUUGAUUAUAUUCGUUAUCAAAUGCAAAUUAUUUCAAAUUUAUUAACAACAAAAACUUCAUAUAAUAUUCCAAAUGAAUUUUAUGAUUUAAUCAUUAAAAAAUUACUUGAUUCUAAUAUUCAAUUUAAUCAACAUUCAUGGAUUAAUUGUAUGAAACAAUUAAUAACUAUUUUAUUUCUUAAAGAACCUAUUGAAAUAUCAGCAAAUGAUUUAAUUAUGAAAUUUCUUCAUUCAUUAGCUGAUCAAAUUCAUUGGUCAUUAGAUAAUAUUGAUUAUCAAACGAAAUCAAAUGAUAUAUCAUGGAGAAUAAUAUUCAUUCGAUUGUUAGCAUCAAUAAAUACUCUAUUAACUCAACGAGUACAAAAACAUGAAUGUGUUAAUAUAUCAUCAAUAAAAAAAAUUCAAAAACAAAAAAAUUCUUUCAUUACAAAUGAUGAUGAUAAUGAUACUAAUAAUGAAAAUUCUCUUCAUCCAUCAUCAUCAUCAUCAGUAUCAAUAUCACAACAAUCAUUUCAUGACGAAGAUGAAGAUAAAAUAGAUAGCCCAGAUGAUCAUCUUACAUUUAUUCAACAACAACAGUCUGAUCUUAGUCAUCUUGAAAAUGAAUUACUUCAAUCAAAUUCAUUUUUUUAUUCAAUUGAAAAAUGGAUUGAAACAUUCAUUUAUGAAGAUCAUUCAUUCUAUGAUGAAAAUCUUGUUUUAACAAGUAUUCUAACUUGUACUCGUAUGAUGUAUGUUUCAUCAAUUCUAUGUUCAAAAUAUGUCGAUCGAAUCUUUGAACUUUCGAAAAUAUGUACAUACCCAUCUGUACGUUCUGCUUUAAUCGUUUCUCUUGGUGAUCUUCUUCUUCGACAUCCAAAUAUACUUGAACCAUUUACACCACAAUUUUAUGCACAAAUCCAUGAUAAAGAUUUAAGUGUCGGUGAAACAGCAUUAUGUACUAUUGCGAUACUUAUCUUACGAGAAAUGAUUAAAGUUCGUGGUUAUAUUAGUGAAAUAGCAUUAUGUUUAUUUCAUUCUCAUACACCAAUAUCAAGUAUAGCUCAACAUUUUUUUGAUGAAUUAUCUUUACGUCAACGUGGUAUGGCUUUAUUUAAUGUUUUACCUGAUAUAAUAUCACGUUUAUCUAUGAAUAAUAUAUGUUCAAUCGAUUUAUUUCAUCAAAUUAUUUCCUAUCUUUUUUUAUUUAUUAAAAAUGAUCGUCAUUGUGAAAUAUUAGUUAAACGUCUUUGUCGACAAUUUAAACAAGCAAGUGGUGAUGAUCGAAAACGUGGAAAUAUUGCAUUUUGUCUUAGUAAACUUAAUAUAAAAACAUUAGCAUCAUAUCGUAUAUUAAAAGAAAAUUUUCCAAAUGUUACGGAACAAAAUGAAGAUGAUUAUGAUAAAGAAGAACAUUUAGCAUGGAAAAAAUAUCUUGUGCCUGUUCUUAACGAUAUUGAACGACGUUUAAAACCAACAGAAUUGAAUUCAUCAAAAUCUUUAUCAUCUUCAACAACACCGAAACGAAAACUUGAUCGAUUAUCUUAA
This is a messenger RNA of Rotaria sp. Silwood2, 3582 nucleotides long. The record is from the annotation of a GenBank genome assembly. NCBI's taxonomy places the organism in Eukaryota, Metazoa, Rotifera, Eurotatoria, Philodinida, Philodinidae.